Messenger RNA from Poecilia latipinna (sailfin molly), 1928 nucleotides. It is a transcript of the gene nim1ka, whose product is annotated as NIM1 serine/threonine protein kinase a. Gene Ontology annotation, cellular component: cytoplasm. Gene Ontology annotation, molecular function: tau-protein kinase activity; ATP binding. Gene Ontology annotation, biological process: protein phosphorylation; microtubule cytoskeleton organization; intracellular signal transduction. NCBI's taxonomy places the organism in Eukaryota, Metazoa, Chordata, Actinopteri, Cyprinodontiformes, Poeciliidae. The coding region runs from base 159 to 1586 and encodes 475 amino acids. The transcript has 6 exons. The record is from RefSeq and is a predicted model, not a curated record.
AGCUGAUAUAGAGAAAGAAACUGUGAAUAUUUCUUCUUUAAUAGAAGUGCCUAUACAACACUGAUGCAGUGACAAAACUGAAAGGAUUUAUCUUGAAAAUGAAUCACACAAUAGAAGCUAUGGCCUAAGCCCACUCCUCCCUGAGCGUCCCUCGCAGGAUGACUGCUGUCUACCCGUCUGAGAGCAGCCCAGAUGGAGCUGAAGCUGGGGCUGGGACAGCAGGCACCACUGGGAACAGCUCGGUCUCAGGAGCAGGUUCCAGGGAGUCUAACGGAGACUCUGUUGGAGGGUCCACUGUAGGGACAGCUGUGGUUUCUGGCGGACAAAGGUACAGCCGCUGGAACAGGCAGGAUAGCUCUGACAUCAACACAGAUGAUGAGGGAGCCACUGUUCGUCGCCUAACUCCUCUGGAAAGGCUGAACCUGGAUAUGUGUCAGGAUGAAAGGGUGGUCCGUGAGCUGACAGUGGGCAGAAGAAUUGCCUUCUACAAGAUCCGUGGCGAAAUAGGGUGUGGAAAUUUCUCCCAUGUCAAACUAGGAAUUCAUGCUCUUACAAAAGACAAAGUGGCCAUUAAGAUCUUAGACAAAACUAAGUUGGAUCAGAAGACUCAGAGGUUGCUUUCAAGAGAGAUCUCCAGCAUGGAAAAACUACACCACCCUAAUAUCAUACGCCUAUAUGAGGUGGUGGAGACGUUGUCACGGCUACACUUGGUGAUGGAGUAUGCAGGUGGAGGGGAGCUCUACACUAAGAUUACUACUGAAGGAAAACUUUCUGACACUGACAGCAAGAUUGUCUUUGCUCAGAUCCUCUCGGCUGUUAAACACAUGCAUGAAAAUAACAUCAUCCAUCGUGACCUAAAGGCAGAAAAUGUCUUCUACACCAGCAGCUCUUGUGUCAAAGUCGGGGACUUUGGAUUUAGCACACUGAGCCGCCGCGAUGAGACGCUCAACACUUUCUGCGGCUCUCCACCUUAUGCGGCUCCAGAACUCUUCCGGGAUGAGCAUUAUGUAGGAGCUUACGUAGAUAUUUGGGCUUUGGGGGUCAUGCUGUUUUUUAUGGUGACCGGCACCAUGCCAUUCAGGGCAGACACUGUGGCCAAACUGAAGAGAUGCAUCAUGGAGGGAGCCUACGUGCUUCCCCCAUGGGUCCCCGAGGCAUGCCAGAGGCUCAUCAGGGGGAUUCUCCAGCCAGUCCCAUCGGACCGCUAUACAGUGGAGCAAAUGAUGGGCUGUGAGUGGCUGCUCCCUGUGGAAUUCCCAUGUGCCAUGGAGCCUUGUAAGCUAGAUCCAUCUCACCUUGCUGAGAACAAACCAGCUGAACUGCUGGAGGAAGAGCUGGAGGUAAAGGCUGCAUUAGAGACUCUAGGAAUCACUUCAGAGCACAUAUUCAACAACCAGGGAAAAGACUGCAGAAGCUCCAUCACUGGGGUCUAUCGGAUCUUGCUACACCGGGCUCAGAAGAAGCGGGUGGUUGAGAGAACGCCUGCCGUUACACAGAAAGUCGGGCCAACUACAUCAAAUAAAAAGGGGCGACUAAAAGUGUAUCGCAGUUUGCGGCACACAUCUAAACUGUGUGUAGUUCUGUGACAAAAAAAGUUAAGCUUUACUAUGGAAAUUCAAUGAUUAUGCAGCCUGGGGUUAAAUUGCACAGACUGCAUUAGCAAAGCUUUUCAGUCCAGUAGUAUAUGUCAAAGUAAUCGUACUAAGACCUCAUCGAGCUGCUGAAACUUGAUAUUUCUUACUUAGUAUGUUUUCUUUUUCUUCUGAAUCUAGUCUCUGUGAGAAGGCUGCAGAAAGUUUAUUAAGUUUUUUUAUAUUGUUUUUGUUUUGAAAUGAAUUUUUUAUCAGAUUUAACAAGGUAUGGAAUGUAAAUAAUUAAAAGUCAAUAUAAUGGUUAGAGUACUAAUAAUUUCAUUUGGGUCAUAUAGA